Messenger RNA from Hansenula anomala, 1663 nucleotides. RefSeq names its product D-lactate dehydrogenase (gene DLD2). The record is from RefSeq and is a predicted model, not a curated record. The annotation marks the transcript as partial. Gene Ontology annotation, cellular component: mitochondrion. The transcript has a single exon. Gene Ontology annotation, molecular function: catalytic activity; FAD binding. Lineage: Eukaryota; Fungi; Ascomycota; Saccharomycetes; Phaffomycetales; Wickerhamomycetaceae.
UUUUCUAGUGUGAUUUCUAUAGAAAAAGAAGUCAAACUGCCAAAAGAAAAAUUGGAAAAAAAAUUGGUCAUAGAAACAAACUCAACCAUUAACCACAUAUCCAACACGGUAAUUCAUAUAUUCUUCAAUCCUCCAAGAUGCUCAGAUCCACUGUGAAAAGAUCAUUUAGCACAUUAACACGUCGCUCUUUGCUCGUCAAAUCAUCAUCAGCUCCAUUAUCCUCCAGAAUAGUGACCCGUAACUAUGCUUCCAAAAUUGUCCCAUUAACAAGUGAAACUUAUCCAAAUGUUCAUCGUGAUCAAAGAUAUAAAAAACUAUCAUCUCAAGAUUUAGAUUUUUUCAAAUCAAUCUUACCAGAAUCAAGUAUAAUCCAAGAUUCAGAUGAUUUAUUAUUUUAUAAUGAAGAUUGGAUGAGAAAAUAUAGAGGUCAAUCAAAAUUAACAUUAAAACCUAAAACAACUGAACAAGUUUCUCAAAUUUUGAAAUAUGCAAAUGAACAUAGUUUGGCUAUAGUGCCACAAGGUGGUAAUACCGGUCUUGUUGGUGGAUCCAUCCCAGUGUUUGAUGAAAUUGUAUUAAACGUUUCAAAUUUAAAUUCAAUUAGAUCAUUUGAUAAAACUUCAGGUAUCUUGAAAGCUGAUGCCGGUGUUGUUUUAGAAAUUGCUGAUCAAUACUUGGCUGAACACGGUUAUAUCUUCCCAUUGGAUCUUGGUGCUAAAGGUUCUUGUCAUGUUGGUGGUGUUGUGGCAACUAAUGCUGGUGGAUUACGUCUAUUACGUUAUGGUUCAUUACAUGGUUCAGUUUUAGGUUUAGAAGUUGUAUUACCAGAUGGUCGUGUCCUUUCAUCAUUAGAUGCACUAAGAAAAGAUAAUACUGGUUAUGAUUUAAAACAAUUGUUUAUUGGUAGUGAAGGUACUUUAGGUGUUAUUACUGGUGUUUCGAUCUUGUGUCCUCCAAGACCACAAAGUUUUAAUGUUGCCUUUUUAGGUGUUGAAAGUUAUGAAGCUGUUAAAACCACUUUCAAGAGUGCUAAACGUGAAUUGGGUGAAAUCUUGUCAGCUUUUGAAUUGAUGGAUUCUAAUUCUCAAGUUUUAGCAAAAGAACAUUUGAAAACUACACAUCCUUUAGAAGAUGAACAUCCUUUCUACGUUUUAAUUGAAACUUCAGGUUCAGAUGCUACACAUGAUCAAGAAAAAUUGGAAAAAUUCUUGGAACAAGCUUUUGAACAAGAAAUUAUUAGUGAUGGUGUUAUUGCACAAGAUGAAACUCAAUUGAAAAACUUAUGGAAUUGGAGAGAACAAAUUCCUGAAGCUUCGACUAUUGGUGGUGGUGUUUAUAAAUAUGAUGUUUCAUUGCCAUUAGAUCAUCUUUAUGGAUUAGUUGACGCUGUUAGAGAAAGAUUAAUCGAACAUAAAUUAUUAGGUGAAACUGAAGAAUUCCCAGUCAUUGAUGCUAUUGGAUACGGACAUGUUGGUGAUGGUAAUUUACACUUGAACGUUGCUGUUAGAAGAUAUACUAAAGAUGUUGAAAAAGUCUUAGAGCCAUUUGUUUAUGAAUGGGUUUCAUCUAAAAAAGGUUCAAUUUCUGCUGAACAUGGGUUAGGAUUCCAAAAAAAGAAUUAUAUUGGAUACUCCAAGAGUGAAUUAGAGAUUGAAUUGAUGAA